AGUGCUCUGUGCGCCAGAAGUGCCAGUCGUACGCGAGCAGUGAAAUACAUCGGACCGCCGACCGAAAGGGAAAGGACUUUUGUUGCGCGCCCUGUAUGCGAAAUCGUAUGUUUGUGUGUGCGGAGCGGAACACGGAUCCUUGGAGGAUAACGACAUAGUCCUGCGAGGGUGGAUGUGGGCACGUGCAGAAAUAAAUUCGGAAUAUCCGCAUAUCAGUGAAAAUGUAGUUAAUGCUAUGACGAGAGGAUAGCGCGGGUUUAUGUGUGUCCUUAAGCAGGAGGAAAUUCUAGCAGAUGUGAUAAGUGGAGAGCGAAAGCGAAAUAAUAUUCGAUGUGGUGAAGAUUUUUUUUUCUGCCUCACUGACAGAGAGCGGAAAAGCUGCUACAAGGAAAUUGUAUUUUUGUGUGAAGAUUCAAAUUCCCGGGAUAACAAGAAGUAAGCCGGGGGGUUCUGGAGUGUGGGGUUCGUGCUACGGUGUAUUAAAUUUCGCCCGAAUUGUUGCUUAUUUCUCGUCAACGUCGGGGGAGAACUCGUGAUAAAAAACCCAUAGUUGAAAGUGAUUUGUUUGUGAUAAGUAAACACGACUCUGCUCCGUUGGGACAGUGCACCGAAACAUGAUUGAAUUUGCACCAACGCCACUCUCAUCAGCUGCUGCUGGAUGGCAGCGACGAAAAUAUUUUGCGGAUAUUCGAUACCAACCGAUGGUUCGCGAGCAGCGUGAAUUUGUGUAAAUGAAGCAUCAGAUUCAUUCGGAUCAUCCGAUAGUUUAGAGCAAGAAGAUCAAAAGCGAAGUUUAAUUAUUCAAUAGUCAAGCUCGGCGCUUAGCGUUUCACCGUCCCUGUUCAAUAAUCCCUUGUGAGCUGCAGCUUGGUUGGCGGCUGAGUUAUUUAUUUAUUUAAGUUAUUUAUUUACGAUCUUAUUUAUUAAUUUAUAACCAUGGCCUCGAAGGUACUCUUCCGUAAGCUUACGGCGUACUUACUGACGAUUAUGAUGGGGUUCAAUGGUUCAACAGUUGCCGUAGAUGCCAUGUCAGAUACGUUAGUGGCGCCCAUAGAAGUGAUAGAGGAGUGGGGCUGCUACGACACCGAAAUUCGACUAACGUGUGGAAACCUUGAGUCGAGGAUAGCGAUACUCGAGGCUAAAUUCACACCUCGCUGUGCAGCGGAACGAGCCGAGGACUGUGUGCACCUCGAUGAGCACAGGAUUACCCACACAUUUUCCUCGCAGCGGAUCGACAAGCUCACGCUACAGGAGAAGGAAGCUGGCCAGCGAUUCCUGCAGACAUUGCGACGGAAUCAUGACCACGAGAACGAGCGCGAAGAGAACAUUCCAUCGAUUGCCGCGUCCAUCCAGCCGGCCAACGGUUCCGCCAAUGUUCGCGCCGUGAAGGACAAACGAAGUUCAAUGAGGGCAACGCUGGAGCACAUGAUUGUCCGCUAUUUGCGACGAAUUACCAGCAGCGGCGAGGAGGACCGAGAGGAUGAGCACGGGGGUUACGAAUCUUCUUCAAUGCGGUAUCGUCGCCAGGCGGCGGCGACGGCAAUGGUCGAUGCCAACGGGACGGAGCCGGGAAGUGGAAGUGAUAAUACAACCGAAGUGGCCGGAAACGAGGGGCUGUUGGGGAGUUCCGUAGAGAUUACGUUGCUCACUAAUGACACCGAUAGUGGAAUCAUCAUCAACGGUAGUGUGGUGGGUAAUUUGGGUGAACAACACGGGGAGCCGUUCGCGAAGAGUGAUGCGGAAAGUGUGAAGGAAAAUGUUUAUGUCUUGCCUAGCGCGCAAGUGUCGAGUGAAGAAGAGAAAAGUUCUAAAAUUGUUUAUGAUAGCGGUGAGAGACCGCCUGCCAGGUCUCGGAAGCAUAAACCCAAGAAGAAGGAGUGUACCAGCGUUCGCCAACGUAUCGCUCAGCUGGAUCGUUUCGAGCUGGAGAAAUCGAUGCGGAACGAUUCCUUCCGCGAGUACAACAUACGCAACGCACUCAAUUAUAGAUGUUCCGGGAAGAACCACUGCAGCUUUGUGUUUGCACAGGACCACCCGUUCGCGGUCAUAUGGCGAGAAGGUACCGUACGUGUGAAGUACCUCUGCAUGGACGAUUUCCGCAUCAGCAGGUACUGCGAUGAGCACUUAAUUAUCGGCAACGAAGCCCAAUGGGAGCGGCGCCGUGACAACCAGCCAUCUAACGAGACACACGACGUUUCCGGCCCGGAAACAACGAUGGAAACGACGGCGUCGGCGACGAUGGACGGCGACGAGAGCGGCCAGCUGCUGCACCACUCUUCUGGCUACGAAGCCGGAAAAAGUUAUUAUAAUGGCCAUAAUUUGCCCGGAUUUGCAGAGGACCGAAAUCAGUGGAGCUACGAUACCUCGUCUUACUACGAGGAGGACCAUCAAUUGCAGCCGGACGAGUACGAUGCCCCCCGAGGUGAACCGAGGGCGGAAGCCUUGCAGCAGCAGCAGGUCCAGCAAAUGCAUUCGCUUCACAAUCUGAAAAUCCUCAAACCUGUUCCCGGCGAGGAAGCGGCGAUUAAUGAUGUGGAAAAUCAGCGCCAGCUUGAGGCGGAAGCAGCCAACCGGAAGCGCCAGCGGCAACGGCAGAAAGUUUUCUCUCAGGACUUCCGCCUGCUCAAGAUCCUCCCGAGUAAUCUGGACAAGGUCGAAGACAUCAAACAAGUCGGGGACGAGUAUUACUUCAAAAAGGACGUCGAGGUUACGGAUGUAUCCGAGAACGAAAUAGAACCCGGAGAGGGCGCUAGUAAAAACGAAAGUAAUCAGUUCACAGAGACUCUCGAUAUUGUAGUCCUUCCGCCGCCCACCAAGGAUGCCGACGUGUAUGAGAGUGAUUUCGAUCAGCCACUGGAAGACACUGGCAGAAACACAACGUAUCUUCCAGUAGCGAGUUCACCGUUACCAGUCGUUGGCCCAAUACAAAAUGUCUCUGAAAUGAUUACUACAACGACAGGCUUCAUCACUAGUGGUAGAAUAGAUGUAGACAAAGUACAAGAUUUGAUAACAUUUAGUACAACAGCGAUAUCGUCACCUACCGCUGUUGCGUCAACAGUUUCCGAAGAUAGUUUAGAAAAGUAUUCGGGAAUUGAAUCAAACGAAAUACAGGAAGACAGAAAACCCAACAAAACUAGCUCCGAAGACAGUUUUAACUUCAACAACAGAACAUUUAAAAAGAUACAGGAAGCGGUACGAGAAGAAAUGGGCGAAAGUCAGUCCGGGACCGUAGAAGGAUAUCCUGGAAGCUACGACGAUGAUGACGAUGACGAUUUUGAUGAAGACGAUAGUGACGAUGAUUACGAUGACCACGAGAGCAGAAGCCACCGAAAAUAUAUAAGUAUCCAACGAACGCUUCUCAAGCACCCUCUACGCCAGGGCUUCCUCAUGACUCCUGGUUAUCCGAAGUACUACAUCGGGGAUAGUAUUUGCCGGUGGACAUUAUACGCUGAGCGACAUCAGAAAAUCAAAUUGACUAUUCUAGACUUGGCUUUGCGACAGGACGAGCCGUGCAAAGAUUAUGUCGAGAUUAGGGACCUGAACACAAACCGGACCCUGUUCAGCAGUUGCUCCGAGAGCACUCGACCCAUAGAGGUGAUUAGCGUGGAGGAACAGGUGCAGGUGAACGUGCGAACGACAACGAAGGUCGCCUACCCCAAAAGAGGCGUGCUGAUACACUAUGCAGCACUCGGCUGUGAGCUGCCAUCGCCAACACCGCCGCAUAUGACGCUGGUUCGUCGAAGCGAGCACCGCAUAAAAUACGUCUGUGAUCCUUUAUUCGUGUUUCCCGACACAGCUGAACCCAGUCGUGAGUUAGUCUGCACUGCUAAGCACACGUGGAACCGACCGUUGCCGGCCUGCGUAGAGAAACGUGACACCGAAGGAAGUGGAUUAGUGUCCCACUACGAGCAAAAACGCAAGAUAAGCGAUUCUGAAAAUAUGUCUGACAAACAGGCAGAUACUGUGUAUGACAUCCUGAUUCCGUCGAUGAUUAUCGCUGCCCUAUUUAUUGUUAAUGGUAUCGUCUUCGCGGUUAUAAUGCGCUACAGGAACAAGAGAAAGCAACGCCUUGAACUAGACAGUAAGGAACUAGCUGAGCUGUAAGCUGUAAUCACACAUUCAUUAAAUCGAAACCAUUAAACACGAACAAAACAAUGUUUCGCAAAGAUGAUGCAUGUGCAAAAAAAAAAACAACAGGAAUUCAGUCAUUUCAGAGAAAAUGAAACCAUCACCACCGUCACCAAAAUGCCAUAUACAUAUGAACAAGAAGUUUAGUUUAAAACUAACCAAGCAGAGUACAGUAAAAUGAGUCCUUCUCCGUAAUCUUUCCUUAUGGACAUUCAUCAACAUGUACGAAUCACUUGCGUCUCGCAAUGAUGCUGUUGCUGCUACUAUCAAACACAAACGACACAUUUAUUUGUCAAGGACAAGCACAAGCCCAUCUCUAUUGUCGGCCAGGAAGCAGUGUGCAGCCAUAGGCAUGCUUCCAUAUUAUGCGAACGCAGUUUAUCAUAUCAUCAGCCCGUUGUCAUUAUCAUGGUCAUUGGAGCAUCAUCAUAGAUGAACGAAACAGGUCAUUAUCAUCGCUAAAGUAAGUAUAUUCACAGUUCAAUUAUCGUAAUGCUACGAAAAAAAUGGAUUGAAGAAGGCACUCUGUGGGAGAAAGUUUUUGCCGGAUAUUUUAUCGCUCCGAAUGAGGAUCAAGGAAAAGUUGUAGUGAAAAAAGCUUUGAAUUUAAACAAAACAACAUAAAAUAUUAGUAGAUUCUAUACAUACACACACCAACACGGUACUAUUUUGCACGCUGAAAAAAAAACAAAUAUUAUAUACAACUAUAGAAUCUUACAACAUUCUAACCAAUAGUAAUCAAGCAAAACGAAAGUGAAUAUUUAUAGUAAGACGCCGUUAACGAAUUUUGAUAACUUAUUUCCCUAAUCUUUUCGAGCCAUAAAAGUUCCCUUGCUUUCCCUCUCGACGAAAACCAAAAAUUUAACGCUAUAGUGCGGAGUGCAGUUUCCAAAUCGACAACAACCAAAUAUUUUCUAAAUUUAUACAAAAAUUAGUACAUAUUGAAACAAAGCAUUGGCUGCUGCGUACGCUAUCAUCUACACCGAUUUAGAAUACAGACAAAAAAUAGGUCAAUGUUAGUGUCAAUAUAUUUUCUGAAUUAUUUGUAUGAUAGGCUCGGCCAGCAUUCGAGAACGGGAUUUGAAUUAGAGAAAGUGUUAACAUUGUAUGAAGCCAACCCGAGGUGUUCCCUCGUAGGAAGCAUGAUUACAACAACAACAAAAAAACAAGAUAAACUCAGCAAAAAACGCCAAAGAUUAGAUGUUAUACGCUCGUCGCUAGCUUUGAAAAGGAUUUGGAACGUAACGAUUGUUUGCCACGUGCUUUACGUGUCCGCAUAAAAAUAGAGCUCCGUUGAACUGAGAAUUGAUGGUAUUUGAUGAACUGAUGGAAUUUUUUUCUUAAAUUGAGAGGAGAGCGAUAGUUUCGGAACAUUUGCGACCUGUUAUUACCGAGUGAUUUGCGGUCCAAAAUAAAAUGAGUAGAUCCAACGAUGUGAGCAAAAACAAAACGUAUGCACACGUUUAAUAUAACAAUCUGUAAAUUGUACAUUUCAAAUUUUCAAAUUAAGCUUCCCGAAGCUAACGAAGGUUUGGUUUUAUCACGUUCGAGUUUUGAUUCUUUCUGUUGUACAAUUGGGCCAUGUUGAGAAAGUAAAAACUUAUUGAAUUUGGUUAUUUUCUUAAUUUUCUAAGAAAAUAUUAUUUGUCUAAUCAAACAUUGUACUUCCAUGCAAAAAUAAAAAGGAAAGAAAUGA
Toxorhynchites rutilus septentrionalis is the source of this 5824-nucleotide messenger RNA. RefSeq lists its product as uncharacterized. Bases 937 to 4104 code for a protein of 1055 amino acids. Lineage: Eukaryota; Metazoa; Arthropoda; Insecta; Diptera; Culicidae. The transcript is spliced from 12 exons. The record is from RefSeq and is a predicted model, not a curated record.